Molecule: messenger RNA, 1021 nt
Organism: Temnothorax curvispinosus
Lineage: Eukaryota; Metazoa; Arthropoda; Insecta; Hymenoptera; Formicidae
Gene: P5cr
Product: pyrroline-5-carboxylate reductase 1, mitochondrial
Exons: 7
Coding region: 173-1021 (282 amino acids)
Biological process (GO): L-proline biosynthetic process
Molecular function (GO): pyrroline-5-carboxylate reductase activity
Source: RefSeq, a predicted model, not a curated record
CCUCAGGUCACUCUAGAACGGGCAUACUAAGCUAUGCAUUUUGUGUGCGAUGGCCUUUAAAAUACAUUGCUCGCGUGACCAGCUAUGGUGACAAAUCUGGCCAAAAUUGUCCGCUGAAAAGCGGCAGGCGCCAAUUUAAUAGAAGAAGAAAGAAAGAAAGAAGUGACCAGCUAUGGCGGAACAGUAUUUAAAAUCCAUUAAAGUCGGUUUUAUCGGUGGCGGAAAUAUGGCUAGUGCCAUAGGCGCUGGUUUAAUUCACAAAGGUAUAUUAAAAGCAGAUAAUGUCUGGGUUUCUGGUCGUACAGACAGAACACAUGGAUUUUGGAGGGAUCUAGGUGCUCAUCCAACAUUGAAAAACAAUGACGUCAUGUGCAACUGUGACAUUAUAUUUCUGACAGUGAAACCGCAUAUGCUGGACGACGUACUUGAAACUGUUGUUGGGAGAAAAGCUGGUGAAAAAUUCGAGAGCAAGCUCUUUGUUUCGGUGCUUGCUGGAGUAUCUCUCAAUAUCUUGUAUACUAAACUUUCAACAAUUGUGACUUCACCAAGGAUAAUUAGAUCCAUGCCAAAUACACCCAUGAUGGUUGGGGAAGGAAUUACAGUUUAUUGCAGUAACAACGCUGAGUCGAAAGAUCUAGAAUUGAUAGAUAUGUUAUUCUCUUACAUUGGCAUGAGUCAAAAUGUUCCGGAAAGUCUUAUGAAUGGCAUUGGUGGCGUAUCAGGUAGCGGCCCAGCAUUUGCAUAUCUCGUCAUAGAGGCAUUAGCGGACGGAGCUGUGAGAAUGGGUGUGCCAAGACCAAUGGCGACUAAAUUUGCAGCACAGGUGCUGGUAGGAGCUGGAAAAAUGGUACUCGAAACUGGGCGACAUCCUGGCCAGUUGAAGGACGAAGUCUGUUCACCUGGAGGUACUACUAUUACCGGCAUUCAUGCUAUGGAAGUGGGAGGAGUUAGGGGAUCUAUAAUGAAUGCUGUCGAGGCUGCUGUGAAUAAAACAAAUGAACUAACAUCUCACUUAAAUUAG